UCCACUGCUGACCUCUGCACAGGCGAGCCUGACCCCCAGCCAGUCCAGCAAUGACGGGAAAAGCCAGCUCUGAGGCCCCCGCCUGUGGCCCAGAGGAGAUGGCGUCAGAGUCCACCCGGGUGCCCACCACAGAGCCUUCUGGAGAGGCGGCAGUGCCAGAGUCCACCGGGGAAGACCAGGCUCCUGAGCCGCAGGAGCUUGCCUCUCAGGCACCUGCUCCUGCAGCACCAGCAGCCCCUGCAGCCACCCCUGCACCGGCAAGUGAAGACGUCCCCAGUGCCCCACUGCAGCUAACCUUGGAAGACGUGAGCACAAGCUCAGUGACCGUGAGCUGGGAGCCCCCAGAGAGGCUGGGGAGGCUGGGGCUCCAGGGCUAUGUGCUGGAGCUCUGCCGAGACGGAGCCUCAGAGUGGGUUCCUGUGACUGCCCGGCCCAUGAUGGUGACCCAGCAGACGGUGCGUGGCCUGGCUCUGGGAGACAAGUUCUCGCUGCGCGUGGCUGCGGUGAGCUCGGCAGGGGGGGGCCCACCGGCCGUGCUGGCCCAGCCUGUCCACAUCCGAGAGCACGUCGAGGCCCCCAAGAUCCGCGUCCCCCGCCAUCUUCGUCAGACCUAUAUCCGCCAGGUGGGACAGGCAGUUAACCUGCAAAUCCCCUUCCAGGGGAAGCCCAAGCCUCAGGCCUCGUGGACCCACAACAGCCAUGCCCUGGACAGCCAGCGUGUGAGUGUGCGCACUGGGGACCAGGACUCCAUCCUCUUCAUCCGCUCGGCUCAGCGCUCCGAUUCAGGCCGCUACGAGCUUACCGUGCAGCUGGAAGGCCUAGAGGCUAAGGCAGCCAUCGACAUCCUGGUGAUUGAGAAGCCUGGGCCCCCCAGCAGUAUCAGGCUACUGGACGUCUGGGGCUGCAACGCAGCUCUUGAGUGGACGCCACCCCAGGACACGGGCAACACUGAGCUCCUGGGCUACACAGUGCAGAAGGCGGACAAGAAGACAGGGCAAUGGUUCACGGUGCUGGAGCGCUACCACCCAACCACCUGCACCAUCUCCGACCUCAUCAUCGGCAACUCCUAUUCCUUCCGGGUCUUCUCGGAAAACCUGUGCGGGCUCAGCGACUCCGCCGCUGUCACCAAGGAGUUCGCCCACAUCAAGAAGGCAGAUAUUGCUGCCAAACCUAAAGGGUUUAUUGAGCGAGACUUCUCCGAAGCACCCUCGUUCACCCAGCCCCUGGCCGACCACACCUCCACACCUGGCUAUAGCACCCAGUUGUUCUGCAGUGUGCGAGCAUCACCCAAGCCCAAGAUCAUCUGGAUGAAAAACAAGAUGGACAUCGAGGGCAACCCCAAAUACCGUGCCCUCUCAGAGCAAGGCGUCUGCACCCUGGAGAUCCGGAAACCCAGCCCCUUUGAUUCCGGGGUCUACACCUGCAAGGCCGUCAAUGUGCUGGGCGAGGCAUCAGUGGACUGCCGGCUGGAGGUCAAAGCCUCGGCCACACACUGAAGAGCGGCUGGAGGAGGCAGUGACAAGGAGACAGGUGCUGCGGGCCUGAGGGGCCAGACCCCCAGCCCAGAAUCAAACCCCAUGGAUGCCCAAGACCCUCUCGUCUCCAUAGCGACGGCUGAUGGACUUGCCCCUGGUACCUGCGGGCCUCAGUCCCCCAGAGGCUGGAGUCUGGAACCAUGGGGUGGGCCUUGCAGGUGCUGGGCCAGCCUUCUGGGCACAGAGGGGCCUGGAAGGUGCAGAGACUGGGGCACCCACAGAGCUGUGCCCUGGGCCAGAUGCACUCAAAUAAAGAAGGGUGUGGUGUUCCAGAGUGGGGCCUCUGCAGCGAGCGUCAUUGUGAAGGGGGCGGCACGGCGUCACCAUGAGGAAGGUGCCAGCAGGAGGGAUCUCAAGAUGUCAUGGGGGGUUUUCCCAGACACGUGAAUCUCUGGGAUCUUGCUGUCAGGUUCCGGGUUUGCCACCCAAGUGCGUUACCAUAGGAACAGACACCCUCUCUGGA
This is a messenger RNA of Tupaia belangeri chinensis (Chinese tree shrew), 1998 nucleotides long. It is a transcript of the gene MYBPH, whose product is annotated as myosin binding protein H. The record is from RefSeq and is a predicted model, not a curated record. NCBI's taxonomy places the organism in Eukaryota, Metazoa, Chordata, Mammalia, Scandentia, Tupaiidae. The coding region runs from base 51 to 1496 and encodes 481 amino acids. Gene Ontology annotation, molecular function: protein binding. The transcript has 12 exons.